Molecule: messenger RNA, 2259 nt
Organism: Suillus bovinus
Lineage: Eukaryota; Fungi; Basidiomycota; Agaricomycetes; Boletales; Suillaceae
Exons: 12
Coding region: 125-2119 (664 amino acids)
Biological process (GO): protein targeting to vacuole; retrograde transport, endosome to Golgi
Cellular component (GO): endosome
Molecular function (GO): phosphatidylinositol-3-phosphate binding
Source: RefSeq, a predicted model, not a curated record
UGCAAACAUGUGGCACUGGCAGCCUUGUUUGGUGACCUUAACCGCUUGAGAUUCUUAGUUCAUUCAUUCAUACACUUAAUUGUUGAGUCCGCAUUACGAUCACCUUCAAUUUGCCACAGCCAAUAUGUUCAACGCACCGCGGCCAGCCCAACGAUAUGCUUCCGCACCUGUCAAUGGUCUUGGAGGCAGUUUCGUCGACGAGAAUCCGUUGGCUGCCUCAAUUUAUGACGAUCCGUGGAGUGCUGCGCCAUCACCUUCCCCGCAACCCAUACCGAGUGCGACGUCUGCUCUUAGCUCGGUAUUAGCGGAAGCGACUGUCCCAGAAUCAUAUUACAGGGCAUUUGCGGUCGUAGAUACAACAAACUCUGGAGAGACGUCCGUAAAUGCACUGUCUCGUGUUUUAUCGACGUCUGGAUUGCCUGCGACGACCGUAGACAAAAUCGUGAACCUUGUAAGCUCUCGGCCGAGGGUGUCUAAGCUGGAAUUCUUCGUGGCUCUGGCAUUAUUGGCUCUUGCUCAGUCCGGUAAAGACAUCAGCGUGGAACAAGUCGCUGCCCGUGCUGCAGAAGACAGUUUACCCGAACCAUUUCUCCACCUUGAUACCUUACAACCGAGCACCUCGGCGCUCUCUUCUCCAUACACAACCUACAGGCAGGCUACUCUGGACCCGUGGAGUGUAUCUCGGUUUGGAAGUAAUGGGGGAGGGUCUGACUUCGCUGCCCCUCGCAGUGCGACGACUAUCAAUGGCGGAGCUGCAUCAAGUUUGGCGGGGUCUGGGUUGCCGGGGGAGUGGUGGAAGAUACAAGAAACUGUGGAUGUGACUGUCCAAGGGCAGCAAGGGUUCAUCCUGAAUCGGUAUACGGUGUACGAGAUUAUCACCGAACACGGCGCACCUGUUCAUCGUCGGUAUUCAGAGUUUACAUUUUUAUGGGACUGCUUGGUGCGACGAUACCCCUUCCGUCUGUUACCUCCCCUUCCGCCCAAGCGUGUGCAGCCCGACGCUGUGUUUAUUGAGCAACGAAGGAAAGGUCUUGCGAGGUUUCUGAAUGCUGUGAUAAACCAUCCGGUGAUAAAGGAGGACGGUCUCCUUGCGGCAUUCCUUUCGGAACCAUCCUUCGAGAACUGGCGGAAGCACACUGCCGUAUCUCUGGAAGAAGAAUCCGCUAGCAAACAUGUUGAUAGGAUAGAAGAAAUCACUGUCCCAAGUGACCUCGAAGACAAGCUUGCUUUUGUGCGGGGGAAGAUCGGUCCAUUAAUAGAGCAAUGGCAGAGAAUAUGCGUAUUGGCAGAACGUAUAAUAAAGAGACGCGAAUCAGCUGCGGUACGGAUCCCUUCAAGUCUUAGGCGCAACUAUUUACCAGCUCACUUCACUUUCCCUCACUUAUCCCCUCAUCGUUCUUCUUUGGAUGUCCACAAUCAUGAUAUACCUGGACCCGCUUCAUCGACGACGUCGUUGGCUGCUUCUUUGUCAACUUUGUCAUUGCGCACUGCACGCUCCGACGACCCUGAAUCGGAUGAUCAGGCGGACCUGGCGCGACUGACCAAUGCGCUGAGGGCCGUCGUUGAAGUGAACGAACGGUGUUGGAGGGGGGACGAGUGCGAAUUAUGUGAUGGCGUGCGACAAGGGGUGGUACACGUUGCUUCCCAUACACAACGGCAAUCUGAUUUGCUGGAACAACGAACGAAUGCAUUGCUCUACUCAACGUUGGAGGCGCUGAAGAGUCAAAGGGAUCUGUAUAUUGCGAUGCGAGAUCUGUUUAUCCGCCGCGACCGUCUAUCUGUCGAUAAUGUCGACCGGUUGAAAAAACGAGUUGAUUCAAAUUCGAUGAAACUCGAAGGUAUAAAGGCUGCUUCGAAGGACGGCUGGCAGGAUGACGCCGACCGAAUUCUUGGUCUAAUAGAGAAAGACCAAGCGACGAUUGCUACACUCUUAAACCGAAGAGUAUUUAUUCGUGCUUCCAUGUGGCAUGAACUUCGUGUGGUACUGCAUAAUAAGGAGAAUACUUUGCUCAGCAAGUUGGUGCAGAAUCUGGCUCAUGAUGAGCAAGCUUUCGCCAGUAAUGUACUUGCUAAUUGGGUAUCUCUUGGAAAUGCUGUUGAGGAGAUGCCAUACGAGUAGGACACUUAUGAUGAUGUGGAUAUUUAAAUCUGUGUUCAUUGUCCGUUGGGCAGGGCCUUAUAGGUGGAUAUAUCUUGACGUUGUAUGCAUGUACUAGACUUUGUGUAAUUACACGCUUGGUACUCGUUUUACUAGCGCUG